UAAAUAAAUAAGCACCAAUACCGUGUUUUGACUGUGGGGCAGUUUUGACCGGGCAGAUUCACGGCCCUUUCAUUCUGAAGGUUGUAAUAUUGUUUUAUUUAUUUGUUUACUUCAUUUUGUUUUAUGAUAAGUGCCUGCUUUAGUUAUAUGCAAUAAUGUUUCUGCUUAAUUUAUUACUUAUAAUUCUCCAGUGCCAGACCAUUAACCUGGGGCAUUUUGGACAGGGCAGAUUCACCUGUUUAUUCAGUUCGAAGGUUUUAAAAGUAUUAUUUAUUUAUUUAUUUAUUUAUUUAUUGUGCAAAAAGUGUUUUCUCACGCGAUUCUCUAAACAGCUAAAACACGGUGAUUCCGAAACCUUAAGAAUGUUCCAUGACGGGGCUAUUAAAAUCACGUCUGUGCGCGACUCGUGUGAGUCAGGUGUGAAGUAUCGCGAUAUUUGACCGCUCUCGGACUGUUACCACGGUGAAGCGCGAGCGCGCUCGCGCGCGCGUGAGGGGGGUGAGUAAUACUAAUCAGGGCGCGAGCGCGGUUACAGUUUGCGGAAGUGGAAGAGUUUCGUCGUCGAAGCUUGAGCAACUCGUUUCAGGUCCACAAGCACAGAUGUUCUGCUGUGACCUUGGUGCGACCCCGUGAUGAAGAUCCAUGGCAAAAUCCUGCACCACUACCUGUCCAACGGUGCACCUGAUAAAGAGGGGUACCUGUACAAAAAGGGUGAAGUGAACACGUCUUACCAGAAGCGUUGGUUCUCCCUCAAGGGAAACCUGUUGUUUUAUCGUGAGCGCCGGAGCGAGCGGGACAUCCUGGGCGUGAUCGUGCUGGAGCGUUGCGUCGUGCAGCUCUGCGACUCUGAAGAGCUUUUUGCCUUCUCCGUGUCGUUCUUUGGUGGCGCCGAGGAGGCAGACGGUCUGCGCACGUACAAGUUCUCCGCCGAGGACCAGGCGAGUCAGGAGAGCUGGGUCAAAGCCCUUCACUCAGCCAACCACGGCUACCUCGAGCUCCUCGUACGAGAUCUGAGACAGCAGUACCUAGAGGCAGCAAGAAACACCGGAGUGGACCCGGUGGACAGCAUGUCAGCCAAGGAAAUGAUGCGACAUUUUCAGAAGCCUCACAAGUACCCAAGCUCGAACUCGGUCUUCUACAUGCCGAACGAAAACCAGGUGCUACAAGCCCCGCCCAUCAACAAUAAGCAAGCCGCCAAACGCUCCCCUAAACUUUGGCCCAAGCGACACACAGUAGGCCCUGCCGCGUGCAGUACGGAGUGGGCGGCGGAGCCUCUGCCAGACUUCUGUCAACUGCACGAGUACUUUGGACAGGAAGUGAGGCAACUGGUGGCUGAGUGGCAGAAGAAGAGACUUGAAAAGAUGGCUCCUGCUGAGGGAAAUCUCAUCGAUUUGGGCUAAAAAAAAUAAAGUAAUAAAUUUUUGCACUUGGCCUUUCAACUUCAGAAUGUAUAAAUGUUCAUGUAUUUGUGUGUGAAGUCAGGGUGGGCGUAGUGUGACGAGAUCACCUUAACAUAAUACUUUAUUGUAUAAUACACGGUACUUGUGUAAUAGAGACCAACUCUGUUGUUACAGUAAUAUGUAGCUGAUUGGAUGGUAAAAUAUUUCAAAAUUAUUUUUAAAUCAUUUAUUUUUCUAUUAUUUUUUUAAUAAAAAUAUUUUGUCAUUAUUUUUUAUGUUUUAAUAUAUUAUAUAAUCCUCUUGCUGUAUUUUUUCAUAUUUAAUUACAUUAAUCUUAAAACAUUCUUCUUUUUUUUUUUUUUUUUUUUAAGUCUGAUACACUGGUCCGAAUAUUUUUUUUCACUGAAUGCUCUAAUUUAAUGUAGUUGUUUUCUAUU
Molecule: messenger RNA, 1837 nt
Organism: Clarias gariepinus (North African catfish)
Lineage: Eukaryota; Metazoa; Chordata; Actinopteri; Siluriformes; Clariidae
Product: sesquipedalian-1-like
Exons: 4
Coding region: 633-1400 (255 amino acids)
Biological process (GO): endosome organization; receptor recycling; retrograde transport, endosome to Golgi
Cellular component (GO): early endosome; trans-Golgi network; recycling endosome
Source: RefSeq, a predicted model, not a curated record